GUUCCCCAUAAGAAUUCGAUUCCAUCUAAACGCUCGCCGAGCUACUGCGCCGUCGAGUUUGAGAGUAAGAGAGGAACGAUCGGGUUUAACAAAUAUCAUGAGCACAUUGUGGAAACCCUGGGGAGACAUCCUGAAGGUGGAACCGACAGAUCCAGCGAUCAUGAAGAGUCUGGACAGCAGCUUGGACGACUUUGACAAGCUAUCCGACUUCAGUCCCAACUUACUUAUCAUGAAGAAGAAGAAUCCCCUGAUGAAUUCUUGCAUGAAGUGCCAUAAUAAUAACAACAAGAGUUUCCUGCUGCUCGAUGGACGGGAGAAUCUGCAGGUUCCUGAUGUAGAAGAAUUUCUGAAAAAGUUAAACUGUACGGAAAACAACAUUAAAGUCAAAGUUGUAUCGAUAUUUGGAAAUACAGGUGAUGGGAAGAGCCAUACUAUGAAUCAAGUAUUUUUCAAGGGCGAGGAAGUAUUUCAAACCUCCAAUGAGCAAAAUUGUUGUACAUUAGGAGUCUGGGUAGCAUUUGAUCCAAUUCUCAAUGUCAUCUGCUUGGAUACGGAAGGUUUACAAGGUAUUACUUGUUAUGAACAUGAACGGACGAGAUUGUUAUUGAAGGUACUCGCAGUCUCUGAUAUUGUGGUUUAUGGAAUCCAUUCCGAAAGAUUAAACAGGGAUUUGUUUACAUUUUUGGGCGCUGCGUCACGUGCUUAUAGUCACCAUUUUAAAGCCACUUUACAAAUGAUAGGGCAGAAAGAAGGAAUCUCUACCUCGUUGAGCACGCUUGGACCAAGUGUUAUAGUGCUGCACGAAACUAAACACACCAUACCUUUGAUCAACAAUGAAUCGGAAAGUGCGGAAGAUAUUCUGAAAGCUAAAUUCGCGCAGAUGAGCCUCGAGAUUGACGCUUUUAACUCUAUCAAAUAUAUCGGUUUGCAAAUGGUAAACGACACGACGGAUUACGAACAAUUGCGAUCCGCGAUUGAGAGCGAAUUGAACAACACAACAGUUCGCUCAGCCAGAAAACCGCACCUGGUGUAUAAUACACUUAAGAAUCUGAACAAUCAGCUAUCUAAUGAAAUAGAAAAUGUUUCUAAUACUUUAUUCCCAGAUCAGUAUUUUACUUGUCCUAUUAAAUGUCUAAGUUGUAAUAAUGGCUGUAACAACAGUAUGGGACAUCUUAAUGAAGGAAAACCACACAGUAGUAAUACUAAGUGCAAAUUCCAGUGUCAGUAUGAAAAUUCAAUAUACAUAUGUAAAAGAUGUUACAAGAACGGAAACGAAAUUGAGGUGAGCAGGCAAUAUUACGAGGACAAUCAGAACAGCUGGUACAGUUUCGCUAAAAAUGCUUGGUCAGGAUACAUCAUAAACUGUUCACAUUGUGGGGAAAUAUACAAAAGCAGACAGUAUUGGUAUGGUAAUAAUGCAGAGGAUGUUGCCAUACGCAAAAAGAUUACUCACGUGUGGAAUACGUCAAAUCGUUCUAUAGCUACUCAAAACACAGCACAACGAGUUAUCGAUAGCGUUUCAUACAUCACUGAAGCCAUGACGAAUGUCUCUUUGCAACCGGCGAAAGCGCUGAAAGCCUGGGCCGCGGAUCAAGUGGCACCGUCUUAUUGGCGAUCGAACAAUGAGAUAAAAUACUGCUAUCAGUGUAAAAUUCCAUUCAGUCCAACGGAUGACAAACAUCAUUGUCGCGAUUGUGGAGAGGGCUUUUGCGCACAAUGCUCGUCAAAAACAAAAUGUGUACCCAACAGAAACUGGUACUCGCCCGUUCGUGUUUGUGACACGUGCUAUGAGAAAGAGACAAAUUGUUCCAGCGAUGAAUCCCUCGAACCUGUAGAAGAUGUCGGUGUGCGAAAAGUGACAGAGCACGUGAUGUCGACUCUUAAUGCCGUUGGAACAGUAUUCAGUUAUUCCAAAUCUUUUAUAAAAGAUUCCGUUCGACCAUCUUAUUGGAUACCGGAUUCGGAGGUGAUUAGCUGUUGUGUCUGCGAACGGAAAUUUUCCGCCGUACUUUCUUUACAUCACUGUAGAGCUUGCGGACGUGGCGUGUGUCAGGAAUGUUCGCAACAUCGUAAACCUGUACCUCACCGAGGAUGGGAUCAUCCUGUUAGGGUAUGCAACGCUUGCGUUUGAAAUCGUUUGGACAUAUAUCUUUUAAAGAAAACAGAGUCGAAAAAUACAGAAAUUUUGGAAAAAGAAAAUAUUCAUUUGAAAUGAAAUAAACUUACUUAUUUCACAUAAUACUUGCAAGAUAAACAGAAGUUGUACUGAAACUUAAUUGUGAAUGUAGAAAAUCUUAGAUUUGUAUAGCCAAAUCGCGCAGUUGACCGUAAUUUUUUAAAC
This is a messenger RNA of Acromyrmex echinatior (Panamanian leafcutter ant), 2341 nucleotides long. RefSeq names its product zinc finger FYVE domain-containing protein 1. Gene Ontology annotation, biological process: lipid droplet formation. The record is from RefSeq and is a predicted model, not a curated record. Lineage: Eukaryota; Metazoa; Arthropoda; Insecta; Hymenoptera; Formicidae. Gene Ontology annotation, molecular function: 1-phosphatidylinositol binding; phosphatidylinositol-3,4-bisphosphate binding; phosphatidylinositol-3-phosphate binding. Gene Ontology annotation, cellular component: lipid droplet.